Zasmidium cellare ATCC 36951 is the source of this 486-nucleotide messenger RNA. RefSeq lists its product as uncharacterized. The transcript has a single exon. The coding region runs from base 1 to 486 and encodes 161 amino acids. NCBI's taxonomy places the organism in Eukaryota, Fungi, Ascomycota, Dothideomycetes, Mycosphaerellales, Mycosphaerellaceae. The record is from RefSeq and is a predicted model, not a curated record.
AUGCCUGACCGCACAAUUACUAUUGGAGGGCUCAUGCGACAGUCUCGUGAAAGCAUGGAAUCACUCAUUGAGCGCGACAUCAACUUCUUCUCCUACAGCGACCCCAAGGCUCGUCUGGCUGCUAUCAAGGAAAUUUUCGCCCCCGGCAUCAUCUGGUCUGACUUCGACGGCAGUACACACUACGGCCAAGAUGGCGUCUUGGACCGUUCUUGUGUUCUUCUGGGCGUGGCAAUCACUCUUGGACUGUUCUUACUGAGAAGGCGAUCGAGUAGUCGACGAACACCUGCACAAGCGACCGUUGAACAUGAUACAAUGAACACUCAUCAUUCAACCCCAGCUGAGGCGGCUUCACCCGACACGACCAGCAGUCCUGACAAGAAACUUGAAGCUCUGCCUUUUGAAGCUUCAUCGCAGAGAGAAGUGGUAGAGUUGCCUGGACGUGAGAUUGGAAUACCGGUAGAUGUGGAGAGGCGGGACCAGAGUUGA